AUGAAUGGAAACGAAGAGAAGAACAAUGGUGGCGAUAAUCCGAACGUCGAUGGUGUUGAUAAUGCUGUGAUCAAUGGUGCUGAUAAUCAUGUGGUCAAUGGUGCUGAUAAUCCUAACAUCGAUGGUGUUGAUAAUGUUGUGAUAAAUGGUGAUGAUAAUCCUAACAUCGAUGGUGCUGAUGAUCCUGUGAUCAAUGGAGCUGAUGAUGUCGUUGAACCUGAAACAUUUGGGCAGUUUGUCAUCAAGAAAUGCAUAGGUAAAGACUUUGGUAUCGGCAGAUUUGACUAA
Microthlaspi erraticum is the source of this 288-nucleotide messenger RNA. Lineage: Eukaryota; Viridiplantae; Streptophyta; Magnoliopsida; Brassicales; Brassicaceae. The record is from the annotation of a GenBank genome assembly.